UCGGAGUGCAGCAAUGAGAAAUUCAAGCUCAUGAAUAAAGGUCAGAAAGCUCGACAUAUUCCUGGCGGGCGUCCGCCGCCCGCACUGGUUCCCAGAAUCGACGAUUGUGGCCGCCACGAUAGAGGAUGCCCCACGUCGACGCAGAUCACAGAAGGGACCCAUACUUGGGUACCAGUGACAAUAGGUGAUACCAUAUUGCCGACGAGGAAGCGACCAGGAAGAGUGAAGAAGAAGGGCAAAGCAUGUUCGGAUUGCCGUGAAACCAAGCGCAAAUGCACGCAUGAUGGUUCCAAGCAGAAACCCUCCAGAGCCGAAAUGAUUGAUCCACCUUUUGGCAGUAGUCAUAGCUCAGUCGACAAUACUGCUUGCUCAUAUGAGAAUCAGGAUGCCCAUAACGAGCAAAACAUGGCGUCGACUAUCAAUAAGCAAGGCCUGCUUGUGGACUUUGGGUCUUGGGCUAUGGACAAGGCAGAAGAUGUGAUUCAAGACAGAUCUGAGCCAACAAGGUCCGGAGAACAGUCAUUGGAGGACACAUGGCUCCCGUUUCAUGGUUUAUUACCUUCGUCGACCACAGCCACAAGUGGACCACAUCUAGAUCCCAAACAGACGGACGAUACUCCGCAGACGAUUGGACCUUGGGAUGAUGAGCAAGCGUUCGACUUUCGGGACCUGGACACCCAGUGGCUAGGCAAUGCUUCGCUGUUCACUCAGCCCAGUAUGUCGCCGACAAACGCUUGGAGAUCCAACACUCCAUCCAGUCAAGCCAGCGAGCCGAUGCCUGGGAGCUGCUAUAGUGAGGCACCCACAAUGAAUUCCAUUGCUCAUGGUAUGUGGUGGUGCGGCUCAACUCAUGACUUUCUCGAAAUCUCCCAAGGUCCAUCCAGCCGACAUGCCAGUCAGGAUACUCCAGCCAUGCUCACAUCCCAACAAUGUCGGUCGUAUUUACCGCAAGAUGCCUCAUAUCCAUGGGACUACGAUGUUGGCGAAGCUUGGAACCUCUCCAAAUGGGACUCACGUGGCUCGGUAAGAUCUAAUCUACCGAACGUCGACUCCCUGAGCAUGUGCGAAGGCGCAAGAACUUCUGCUAGCACCUGCAUUAAUCGACCGCCAGCUGAGGUGGACAGCACGAGAGGAACGAAGGCUACGAAUGAAACCGGGCAGUUACACUCCCAAAAGUCUCUCGACAUGAGGUUCGAGAGACAGAUUCAUCCUGAUGGACCUCAACUCGGGCGUAAGAUGCAGCGAGAGCGCAAGUGGACAUGCGAUGCCUGCGGCAAGUCGUUCUUUUGGCCGAAAGAUCUCGCACGGCAUAAAGCGACUCAUCAGCAAGACUCCAAGCGAUACAAAUGUCCCUUCCCGGGCUGUGAAUUGAUAAAAGGCUUUGCACGCAAGGAUCAUCUUGAUCGACAUAAGAGAAGUCAUCAUCUCGAAUUUCUUGCGCAGGACAAAUCGAGGGUGGAAUCAUGAUGUGUUGACCCUCCGAAAAGGCAGCCUCGUAUCCACGACUUCUGCUGGGCAAAGGCUGUUUUCAAGGGCGGAAAUUGAGUUCGUUCAUGCACUGGCAGAUUUCCUGCGUUAGACAGCUAACUGCACAGAGGAGGAGCCCAAGACCAAACUUACUCUGGUCAAGUCUGUUCCUUUCCCGCCG
This is a messenger RNA of Cercospora beticola, 1648 nucleotides long. RefSeq lists its product as uncharacterized. Lineage: Eukaryota; Fungi; Ascomycota; Dothideomycetes; Mycosphaerellales; Mycosphaerellaceae. The record is from RefSeq and is a predicted model, not a curated record. Gene Ontology annotation, biological process: regulation of transcription by RNA polymerase II. Gene Ontology annotation, molecular function: RNA polymerase II cis-regulatory region sequence-specific DNA binding; DNA-binding transcription factor activity, RNA polymerase II-specific.